Juglans microcarpa x Juglans regia is the source of this 1388-nucleotide messenger RNA. RefSeq names its product palmitoyl-protein thioesterase 1. Gene Ontology annotation, molecular function: thiolester hydrolase activity. The coding region runs from base 212 to 1219 and encodes 335 amino acids. The record is from RefSeq and is a predicted model, not a curated record. NCBI's taxonomy places the organism in Eukaryota, Viridiplantae, Streptophyta, Magnoliopsida, Fagales, Juglandaceae. Gene Ontology annotation, cellular component: intracellular membrane-bounded organelle. The transcript is spliced from 12 exons.
GGGUAGUUGAAGUUGGCGCAUUGUUUCCAGGCUCUCUAGCUAAUCUCUCUCUCUCUCUCUCUCUCUCUCUCUCUAAGUUCUAACUUCUGACAGUACAUGAACCUCCAACCCGGAAAUCCUCUAUCCUCAAAACUCGAAAUCAAAACCUCAAAAACUUAGGACAAGAUCCUGAUGCUGGUGUAACUAAAAACCAGACACCCUCCUAACACCAAUGGCUUCUCUACCAUCGCCAGCCAUCCUUGUCUUCAUCUGCAUGCUCGCUCUGGUCCCGCUUGUUCACUCUGUUCCUUUCAUUGUCUUGCAUGGCAUUAGUGAUAAGUGCAGCAGUCGGGGGGUCGCAAAAUUCACAGAGCUUUUGAGCAACUGGUCGGGCUCUCAAGGAUAUUGCGUAGAAAUUGGAGAUGGAGGAUGGGAUUCCUGGACUAUGCCGCUAUUGGAACAGACUGCUAUUGCUUGUGAGAAGGUGAAGAAUAUUAGUGAACUAAGUGAGGGUUACAACAUAGUUGGACUUUCUCAGGGUACCUUGAUUGGUCGGGGGGUGGUUGAAUGGUGUGAUGGGGCCCCUCCUGUUAAGAAUUUCAUAUCGUUGGCUGGUCCUCAUGCCGGUAUUGCUUCAAUUCCAUUUUGUGGAUCUGAGUGGUUCUGCAUUCUCGUGGACACUUUAAUCGAGUUAGAGGUCUACAGUGACUUUGUCCAGGAACACUUGGCUCCCAGUGGUUAUAUUAAAAUUCCAACUGAUAUCAGUGCCUAUUUAAAAGGAUGUAAGUUUCUCCCAAAGCUUAACAAUGAGAUCAACACUACAAGAAAUUCCACCUAUAAGGAGCGAUUUUCAAGCUUAGAUAAUUUGGUACUUAUCAUGUUUGAGCAGGACACGGUUUUAGUACCCAAGGAAACCUCCUGGUUUGGAUAUUACCCAGAUGGAGCCUUUGACCCAAUUUUGCCAGCACAAGAGACUCUGCUCUAUACUGAAGACUGGAUUGGUUUGAAAAUCCUGGAUGAAGCUGGAAAAGUUAAAUUCAUAAACGUUUCAGGGGGUCAUUUGCAGAUUUCCCAAAGCGACAUGAAAGAGUAUAUAGUGCCUUACUUGGAAGAUCAAGCAUCAAUACAGAUGAUGAGAAGAGAAAUUUCAUCUUAUAAAUGGCUGUCAUCAAUGUGGAAUUCCCUGUUGGAACUGGUUGGGUUUACAGAGGAUCAACCAUUGCUGCGCACCAUGGUUUAAUUUGACUGCUGUCUUCCCACGUGUAUUUUAAUUUAUUUUUUUAUUUUAGGAUUAUCACCUGUGGACCCAUUUCAUGUCAAGACCCUGCAAAGCAAACAACCUCAAAUCUUAUUUUUCACAAUUCUUAUUAAUUAUCAGGUCGCUUAAAGUUAUAAUUUUAUCCAUUUCA